AUGGUUGAUAGACGAAGUGAUUGUCCAGUGGAGGGAGAUUCUAGCUCAGAAAGUCUUCGUCAAUCCGGCAUUGCAUCUCGAUUAGGCGGACAUCCACGUGGCGUCAUCCAGUUCCUUCCAUCGGCGAAACAGACUGAAUUUUUCCCAACAGUGGACACGUACAACACGUAUAACAAAAAUAAGACGGUGGAUAAAAAAAGUUUACUGCGGCGAAAAACUUCUCUUCCAGAAAUAUAUGAUCAGAUGUGUAAUUCUAGUGAUAUUAUUCGACCGAAAACAGUGAGCAAUGCUUACAAGAGUGGUCGAUGGUCGUUUCGUAGUGACACUCCAAAUCUUCAAUAUUCAUCGAAAAAUGCUGAACUCAUAGAGCAAAAAGCGCCCAUAGACUCACUAACUGGUGUUAGUCGGUUCUCAAAACUACUGAAAUCAUUGCGUUCCUCCAGACAAAAUUCACCGGAACCUCAAACUUCCAACUCAUGGAAUCCUUCGGUUUAUACAAAAACUUCCAGUACCAUAACUAAUCCAAUGAUGCAAGCCGAUCUGCUACUUUGGAGCAAGCGUUCUCGAGCAUCGAUUCGAAGACAUAAUGAUGUCCGCAAUAUGGCUAUUAGAGAACUUUGUGAUACUGAAAGAACGUUCGUUGAAGAUUUGGAAUAUCUCAUUCAGAAGUACAUGCGACCUCUACGACAGCCACUGGAAUGCACUUUGAUAGAUCGCAUCCUGGCCGAUAAAAUUUUCUACAAAGUUCCAGAAAUCCUAAUUCACCAUCAGCAUUUUUUAGCGGCAUUGUGCGAUAGAUUGGAUACAUUUCAAACAGAUACGAGAAUCGGUGAUGUUCUUCUUUCCCAUCGAUGUCGAAGAGAUCAUCGGAACAAAUUGGACUUGGAUUCUUUGCUUAUUUCACCUAUACAACGAGUUCCACGUUAUGAAUUAAUUGUAAAGCAAAUAAUCAAGCAUACAUCAGUGGAGCAUGCUGAUUAUGAUAGCUUAUUACUGGCCCAAAAAUAUAUCCAUGAACUGGCAACCAAAAUUAAUCGUCAGAAGGAAGAAAGCGAAGAAAUGGAGCAGCGACUACGUGAAAUCGAAGCGAUUGUUGAUGGUCUCGAUGAUUUGGUAACAACUGGUCGAUCUUUCAAUCGUUAUGAUGUCGUAACUGUUCUGGGUACAACGCAAAAUAAACAGCGCUGUCUAUUUCUAAUGUCUGAUCAGAUUAUUGUAACAAAUGUGAGGAGGAAAUCAUCACCAUCGCAAGUAUUCCACUCAUCAGAUUUCUUAGAUAACAAUCGUUUCAAGCUACUUUUCAAGAUUUCACUGGAUGAUGUUGUAAUUGCCAAAGAUACUUUGUCACUACUGCAUACGGCUGAAAUGGAACUGCAAAAUGCGCAAGAAGAUAUAAAUAUUGUGAAUAAAAUGACCGAAUUGUCGAGAUUACUCAAGAAACCAAAUAUCGAAUUAGCGAAUAUGUUAGAUAAUCUGGAAACUGAAAUGAUGCGUCGAAAACGGGUUAUUCAGGAACAGCUGACAUCAGAUCCAUUACUAACCAUAGUGCAGCUGCAAGUCACAACAACAAAUGGUGUUGGCGUACUCGUAAUACAAUUCCCUAGUGCUGAUCGACGAGCUAUUUGGGAGAAUGCAUUGAUAAAAGCAAAAACUGCGCUAAAGAAUGAGAUGCAAAAUGAAGGAAGGUUAAACCACUUGAAAUCGAUUGUAACGCAUCGAACUCGUCCUGGACUUACGUUUUCUGUAGCAUCGGCAACCUUCGGGAAGAGUGCAGAAGGAGCACCCAAUGUUUGGGUCUGUGCAUCAGAUAAAUUUUCCGGUCAAGUUGCUGUAGUAAAUGUAAACGGUGAACCAACUAUAGAAAGCACUACAAGCAUUGGUAAUGCAGCCAUUGUUGCAAUCUGCUCCGUACCCGCCCCAAGCAAUUCAUCGGAAUCGGGCGAAUCGGAUUUGGAAACAGCUCGACGAAAUGUACAAUCUACUGUCUGGAUUGGCAAUGAAGAUGGCGAAAUAUUCGUUUUCAAUCUUUUGGAUAAUGUUCGAUUGAAAGCCUAUGAAAGGUUGGCCAGACUUCCGAUGCCUGUGGAUGACAUCGUUUAUUUAGAAGAAAAAGUUUUCGUUUCGAUCUCAUCAAACUCACACAUUCAACUACUACAUUUCCAAAGAAAUAAAGAAGGUAAAUGGGAUUUGGAGAAUCCGAAAUCAGUCCAAAUAAAUUUUCGCAGACGUUUGAGGCCUAUGAGUGUUGCGGCUUCAAGACUUUGUUUUGCGUCUGGCAAUUCAGUUUACCUAUUGAAUGCUUCAACCCUGCAAAUUGAGAAACACGCAGCAGUAAGUACAAGUGCAAUGGAGACAGUAGCUUGCUUAGCUGUACUCGGUUCAACAAUUUUUGUGGCCAUGAAUAAAUCAUCGAUUGUUAAAGUAAUCAGUGCGUUUACUUUGGUCUGCCAACAGGAGUUUAGUAUUUCACAUGUGGUCAAUAAGGCAUUGUCGAGUAGUGAAGAUAUCAUUCGCAAACAUAAGAUGGGAUGCUUGAGGAUAACAUCACUUCUAUGUUGUAACAAUUGUCUUUGGAUCGGUACUUCUGCUGGUAUCGUUAUCAAUACACUCAUUCCAAAUAAUAAAAUGUUAAAUUGGACACCUUCCUUAAAUGUAUGCCAAGCGGGACAUAUCGGACCUUGUAGAUUUCUGACCGCUGUUUCGGCUACAGCAAUACCCGCAUUUGAUUUACGACGUCGGCGAAUGUCACUCAGUGCUCCUCCAUUACAACAAAUUGAGCAGAUGUUCAUAGUAAGUGGUGGUGAAGGAUUCGACGGUGGUGCUGCGCAAGUUGAUGGUGAAAAACGUGAGGUUGAUGACGCGUUAAACUAUCUGUUAUUUUGGUCUGCUUAAAUACUUCUAGGAUAAUCAGAUU
Loa loa (African eye worm) is the source of this 2914-nucleotide messenger RNA. Its product is annotated as RhoGEF domain-containing protein. The transcript has 22 exons. The record is from RefSeq and is a predicted model, not a curated record. NCBI's taxonomy places the organism in Eukaryota, Metazoa, Nematoda, Chromadorea, Rhabditida, Onchocercidae. Gene Ontology annotation, molecular function: guanyl-nucleotide exchange factor activity; protein binding. Gene Ontology annotation, biological process: intracellular signal transduction; actin cytoskeleton organization. The coding region runs from base 1 to 2892 and encodes 963 amino acids.